Molecule: messenger RNA, 1439 nt
Organism: Pantherophis guttatus
Lineage: Eukaryota; Metazoa; Chordata; Lepidosauria; Squamata; Colubridae
Source: RefSeq, a predicted model, not a curated record
AUGACAUCUGCCAGCUCCUUUAGGCCUCUGAGAUAUAAUCCAUCAGUUCACAGUGAUUUGUGUUUGUCAAGAUCAGACAGAUUUUCUUCCCAUAGCUUCAUCUUGCUCUUUUUCAACUACUUCUCUGAAAAAAAUCAAGAUGUACUAAAAGAGAUGGACCUUAAGCUCCAUUCAUUACUGCAGAGAAUUUCCUUCAACAACAAUGCUGGAGAUGAAAUUAAAUUAAAUGAAGAUGGAGCACUGGAAGCUGGAUUUGACAUUGUAAAUUUGGUUAUUUUUCCAAACAAUUCCUAUAUCAACAUCCCAGUUGGUGAAAUAGAUCCACAAGGAAAAAACUUCCAUAUUCAUCAAGACAAAAUCCAGUGGCAUCAUGGAUUCACUCAGAUCCCACCUCCCUCCUUAUGUAAUGAGCCAUGUCCUCUUGGAAAAAGAAAGCACAAGAUGGAAGGGCGGAAAUUUUGCUGCUAUGCUUGUGCUCCAUGUCCAGAAAAGAUGAUAUCCAGAAAAAUGGACAUGGAGAAUUGUGACAGUUGUCCAAAGGAUCAAUUUCCAAAUCAAGCUCAUGAUGAGUGCAUUCCAAAGACAUUGCAUUUCCUCUCCUUUGAAGAGCCACUGGGCAUUACUCUGGUGUCUCUGUCUCUUCUUUUUUCCCUACUUACAGCUUUGGUGUUCAUAAUUUUUAUUAAGCAACGGGACACUCCCAUUGUCAAAGCCAACAAUCGCAACCUCACCUAUGUUCUACUUAUCUCCCUCUUUCUCUGUUUCCUCUGCUCAUUUCUGUUCAUUGGAAAGCCCAAUAGGAUGACCUGCCUCCUCCGACAAACCAAUUUUGGCAUCAUCUUCUCUAUUGCGAUCUCUUCUAUAUUGGCCAAAACCAUCACAGUCAUCGUAGCAUUCCUAGCAUCAAAGCCAGGGAGCCUAUUCCACAAAUGGGUGGGGCAAAAGUUGGCCUAUUCUAUUAUCUGGUUCUGUUCCUUCAUUCAAGUAACUAUUUGUGCCAUCUGGCUGAGUAAAUCUCCCCCAUUUCCACAUUUAGACAUGGAGACACUCUAUGGAGAAAUGAUAGUCGAAUGUCAUGAAGGCUCCAUCACCUUGUUUUACUGUGUCCUGAGCUACCUGGGCCUCUUGGCUCUUCUCAGCUUCACUGUGGCCUUCCUAGCCAGGAAGUUGCCAGACAGUUUUAAUGAAGCCAAGUUCAUCACCUUCAGCAUGUUGGUUUUCUGCAAUGUUUGGCUGACCUUUGUCCCCACCUACCUGAGCACCAAAGGGAAGUACGUGGUGGCUGUGGAGAUCUUCUCUAUCCUGUCUUCCAGUGCUGGUUUACUGGGAUGCAUCUUCACCCCCAAAAUCUAUAUAAUUAUACUGAGACCUGACCUCAACACUAGAGAGCAAUUAACACAUAAGAAAUAGAAAAAGGGAACAAGAUUCAAUUUUGAAUA